Messenger RNA from Pieris macdunnoughi, 885 nucleotides. The record is from the annotation of a GenBank genome assembly. NCBI's taxonomy places the organism in Eukaryota, Metazoa, Arthropoda, Insecta, Lepidoptera, Pieridae.
AUGGCACGUAGAGAGGAACUCCGACGUCGACGACACUCAGGCGAGGCUCAGGAAGUAGAAGGCCAGCAGCGCCAACAGGUACGAGGCGCCGCUCAACGCCGCCAGCGCCCGCGACGCCGCCCGCACCCCGCCACGGCUCGUCGCGCCCCCUUCGCCCUCUUCGCCGUCCGCCACCUCCGCCCUUUCCGCUCCCCCCGCCCGGGUCGCCUCCUCGGCUUCGAUCGCCGCGCUCGUCUCGUACAAGGCGCUCGCCUCGUACGCGUCGCCUUCCGUCUCCGAUUCCGACCCUUCGGCUUCCUCCCUCUCGGGCUCCGACUCGCCGCUCCGGGUCGACGGGACCUUCUCCUCGUCGUCGUCCAGCGCGAACUCCGGACGGGGCGCGCUCGGCACCGGUCGCGCUUCCGCCGGACGCGAAGGAGAACGGAGCCGCGGGCGUCGAGUCGGUCCCGGCGCCCGCGGCGGCGGCGCGUAGCCGCCGAUUCGCCGGUAACUCGGAUCCAAACGGCGGCAUUCCGUCGCCGCCGACAGCCCGUCGACGUCGCGGCCGAACACCGGCGGCAAGUCGCGGCGGGGUCGACGCAGCGAGCCGUAGAAGGCCCGCGGCGAGGGGACCUCCGGCGGCGACGCGUCCGACAGCACGGCGAAAGCUCGCGGGAUCCUUCGGGCGUAUAUCGACUCGAGCGGGACGUGAUGCCGCCUCGGCCCGGGCGCGGCCCGCAAGGGCAGCCCGUACACGAAGUAGCGGUCACUGUAGACGACGGUCGCGAAGGCGCUCGUCGCCCUCGAGAAGCGAGCAGCCGACUUCGAGGCGGCGCGACGCCGACGAGCGACGAAGCGGCGCAGGGCCGUGGGCGGUCGGGGGCUCUCGUAGGGCUCCGAGUAUAG